Molecule: messenger RNA, 704 nt
Organism: Paramecium primaurelia
Lineage: Eukaryota; Ciliophora; Oligohymenophorea; Peniculida; Parameciidae
Source: the annotation of a GenBank genome assembly
AUGUAACAAUAGCCAAGUUUGUUUUUUUAGUGUCAAUCAUAUGUUGCUGAAUAGAGCAAACCUGUAAGCUUGAUUGAGUUUACAAAAGAGGAUUAGUAAAAUUAGUUACCUUAAGAAUAAUUAUCAAAUUCUCGAAAUCAAAUAUCAGAUCAUAAACCUAAAUUAAGCCUUUAAAAUGACAAGAGUAUAAAUUUGUUGUCAUAAUAUAGAUAGUUAAUCCAUACAAUUCAAAUUGGGCUAAUUUUUAGCUUAAUAAACGAUACAAAAUACAAGUUAGAUGCUAAGGAAAUUAAUGGGUUAUAAAGAAAGUGAUAGAUGAUGAACCUUCAAAAUCUAUGGUAAGUAGUAUGCCUAAUCUUCCUAAACCUAUUUAAAGUCAAGGAAAAUUAUUCUCAAAUACUGUCUCAAAAUAAAUUAAACAAAGAGUUAAUAAAUUUAUUGUAGAUUAGCAUCGAUAAUAUGCAUUAACACCAAACGAAGUUCUGUCUUAAUAAAAUUCAUCACUUCCACAUUUAAAUACAAACCAUAAUAAUCAUAAUAGCCAUAACAACAAAAAUAAAUAAAAUAAUAAUGAUAUUCACAACAAUAAUAAUAAUAAUAAUAAUGAAAAUAUAAUUAAAAUUCGCUUAAACUCAGAAUCUCCAAAAUAAAUGCCUAUUUUUGAUAUUAAUUUUAUCAAAAACCUUCAGCAAUUCAUAGUAUGA